Messenger RNA from Tachysurus fulvidraco (yellow catfish), 1184 nucleotides. It is a transcript of the gene capgb, whose product is annotated as capping protein (actin filament), gelsolin-like b. Bases 105 to 1142 code for a protein of 345 amino acids. Gene Ontology annotation, molecular function: actin filament binding; phosphatidylinositol-4,5-bisphosphate binding. The record is from RefSeq and is a predicted model, not a curated record. The transcript has 10 exons. Gene Ontology annotation, cellular component: actin cytoskeleton; cytoplasm. NCBI's taxonomy places the organism in Eukaryota, Metazoa, Chordata, Actinopteri, Siluriformes, Bagridae. Gene Ontology annotation, biological process: barbed-end actin filament capping; actin filament severing; actin polymerization or depolymerization.
GCUGAAUCAAUGAGUCGAUUCGUUCAAAACGACGUUGACGACACAAAUGACUCGCUACACUGAGAUUGAGAAAAAGUCCUCAGUGAUACUACUGUACAACAAGAAUGCUCCCCUUCAAGGCCGCUCCGGAUCAGUUCAAGCCCGAGGUGAGGCAGGUGGGUCUGCACUGCUGGCGGGUGGAGAAGCUGAAGGCCGUGCCACUGGCUGCGUCUGAAGUCGGAGCUUUCUAUAACGGAGACUCUUACCUGGUCCUGCAGAACAGAGGAGACGAAGGAGCCGAUCUGCACAUGUGGAUCGGUGAGAAGUCGACACGUGAUGAGCAGGUGGCUUGUGCCGUCUUGGCCACCCAGCUGGAUAACUUCCUGGGUGGAGAUCCUGUCCAGCACAGACAAGUGCAGGGCUACGAAUCGCCCGAGUUCAUGAGCCUCUUUCCUAGGGGAAUUAGUUAUAAGGAAGGAGGAAUAGAGUCGGGUUUUAGAAAACAGCAGUCCGGCUCUGGUCCGGUUCAGAGGUUGUAUCAAAUUAAGGGGAAGAAGAACAUCAGGGCGAAGGAGGUGGAGCUGAACUGGUCCAGCUUUAAUAAAGGAGACUGCUUCAUCCUCGACCUGGGAGAGACGAUCGUGUCAUGGGUCGGCUCUCAGGCCAACAUGUUUGAGAAGCAGAAGGUGCGAGAGAUCGCUGCUGUCAUCAGAGACACAGAGAGACACGGGAAAGCUCAAAUCUCUAGCAUCCAGGAGGGAGAGGAGACGCCUGAGAUGCUGAAGGUUCUCGGUCCGAUGCCGGCGCUUAAAGAGAGCAGUCCAGAGGACGACAGCCAAGCAGACGUGUCAAACUCGGCCUCUCUCUACAAGGUUUCGGAUGCCACAGGGUCGAUGAAACUGACCAAAGUCUCUGAGAAGAAUCCGUUUGCCAAAGACCUGCUGGUACGUGACGACUGCUUCAUCUUGGAUAACGGAGCCAACGGCAAGAUCUUUGUUUGGAAAGGCAGCGGUGCUAAUGCUGAAGAGAAAAAAGCGGCUCUGAAGGUCGCAGAUGAUUUCAUACAGAAGAUGAACUACCCCAGGAUGAAGACGCAGGUGGAGAUCAUACCGCAGGGCCGAGAAACCGUCAUCUUCAAGCAGUUCUUUCAAAGCUGGAAUUAAAAGCGUUCAGAAAGAUUCGGUUUAGCUGAUGGUACUGAAAAG